UCCUCUGGACCAAGAGGUGAUUAAGCCAAAUCCAAUGGAAAAUUACAAAUAUGACCCAGGUAAUACCUCCAAAAGCAUUAUUAGAUUUGGCACUACUUUCCAUCAUCGAAUUCGAACUACAAGGAUAUCAGUUGAAGUGAAGAUCUUUUACCUCUCUCUAGAUCCCCUUUUCAAGCUCGGCAUGGGAGCUCUCCUUAAGCUGGUUGACGCAAUACUCUUUAUUUUCUUCCUCUUAAUCGCGGUGGCCGCGCCGUUGAUUGACGCCCAGACUUGUCUUCCGCUCAGAUUUUUCCCACAAAUCCUCAUCGAUAUUAAGCAAUGGUACACCCGACAGUAUGGAGAUUAUCUAGUCUCGGAGAAGCCCCUUUUCUUUGUGGGCCUUGUUACCCUCGAACUUGUUUUUCAGUGGCCACUCGCCAUUCUUAACAUCUUUGCAAUUCUUACUUCUAAAUCUUGGUUAAACACCACGUGUUUGAUGUACGGCGCCUCUGUUGUCACUUCCAUGGCUGCUGUGUUGCCGGAGCUGUUCGGGUCAGGAAAGGCGUCCGAUGAACUGUUAAUGAUUUAUUUUCCGUUCAUGGGUCUGGGUGUUUUGGCCAUUCUACGUGGGCUGCUGGCCAAUCCGGCAAAAACGACGAUCGUGCACAUCGGCAAGAGACCUGCUUUGGGAAGGAAGAAGAAGGCUUGAGAUAGAUUUUAGUCUUUAUACAGAGUUGUCUAUUUCAAUUUUUUUUUUUUGGUGUUAACACCGCUUGUUUUGAUCAAUCAUGUUAGUGUUCUUUUUUUUUGCAUUUGGGAUUUAUACAAAUUUUGUUUGACUGAAAGAGGGUCGGAUGUGAAUGAAGAUUUUUCUUCGAUCCA
This is a messenger RNA of Mangifera indica (mango), 861 nucleotides long. Its product is annotated as sigma intracellular receptor 2-like. Gene Ontology annotation, cellular component: endoplasmic reticulum. Bases 35 to 688 code for a protein of 217 amino acids. The transcript has 2 exons. Lineage: Eukaryota; Viridiplantae; Streptophyta; Magnoliopsida; Sapindales; Anacardiaceae. The record is from RefSeq and is a predicted model, not a curated record.